Molecule: messenger RNA, 7350 nt
Organism: Macrosteles quadrilineatus (aster leafhopper)
Lineage: Eukaryota; Metazoa; Arthropoda; Insecta; Hemiptera; Cicadellidae
Product: dual specificity protein phosphatase 22-like
Exons: 6
Coding region: 42-1031 (329 amino acids)
Biological process (GO): protein dephosphorylation
Cellular component (GO): cytosol
Molecular function (GO): protein tyrosine/serine/threonine phosphatase activity
Source: RefSeq, a predicted model, not a curated record
UCGAGUCAUGUGAGGGGCUCAAGCCCUCCUCCCUCCUAGCCAUGGGGAAUGGCAUGAACAAGGUGUUGCCGGGGCUGUACGUGGGCAACUAUAGGGACUCCAAAGAUGCACAACAAUUGGACAGAUUCAACAUCACCCACAUCGUCGCCAUCCACGACGCCGCACGAAAACUGCACUCGGACAAACACUACCUGUGUGUGAUGGCAGCGGACACCCCGGACCAGAACCUUACACAAUACUUUCCUCUAUGUAACGACUUUAUCCACGCGGCUCGACUCCGUGGUGGCAACGUCCUUAUUCAUUGUUUGGCAGGCAUGUCUCGCAGCGUGACCGUGGCAGUAGCGUACAUCAUGAGCGUGACGUCUCUCAACUGGAAGGAAGCCCUCAAAGUUGUCCGGGUCGGGCGGUCUGUGGCAAAUCCAAAUUUCGGUUUUCAGAAACAGCUGCAAGAGUUUGAGAUAUACCGACUUUCUGAGGAGAGAAGAAGACUGAAGGAGAGGUUUCCUUCGCGGGCGCUCGCUGAGAGAGACGAGAAGGAGUGCAGAAUAUUGCUCAACUCUUAUCAAGGACUCUUGCUGAGUAAGGAUCUAUGCGAAGGAAAGUGUGCGUUCGGCGAGGUUUGUCCAACAGGCUUAUGUCGCUCUCCUAGCAAGAGAAUAUUGCGAAGGAAGUCUUCGACAACGCCGCCCCAGUCUCCUCGCAUGCUGCCGCCCACGCCGACCGCCCACUCACGGUCGUCCAUGAGCCUGAACAACAUGAGCGGCCCCUCCACUGGGCGGCGACCCCGCAGCGGCCCGGGUGGGUUGUCUUCCUACGCGGCUAACUCAUCCGCUCCUUCGUCUCGCUCAGGGUCUCGUUACGACCUCACCGCAGUCGCUGGAUCAUCCUCACGGGAACGUGACCCGCCUAUCUCGUCUAGCGUCACUUCUGUCACGUCCAGACGUGACUUCGUACCUCAGAGCGCUCCUUCGAGUCCUCAGAACUUUCCUCGUCGCGCUCCCAUAGUCCCUCUACAUGAACUUGACUCAUGAACUAUGUCGGUACUCGCAUUUGUACACUUUGUUUUGACAAUCUGCUUAGGUUAGAUUGGUCGAUGCUGAAUCCUCUCUGGUGGUCAAAGCAGUAAAAUAGCUAAAACCAUAGCUAAAACUAUUUUAAAGUAGUUAUUCUAAUUCAAAGAAUCCUCUUUAGUUGAUUUGAAGACCAAGAAUUUACUAUCUUUUUUUACAUUUGAAAUCAGUUUUAAUAGAAAAACAGUGUAGUAACAUUUUUAGGUGAUUAAUUACAGUUGUGGAAUAGUACAAGUGAAAUCAGAUGAAUAUCAACAUUUUGUACUUACCAAACACAAAGGGACAUAAGACCAAAUUUGUGGGAAACCUAUUCUAAAUUUUAAUUUUACUGUUUUAUCAUAAAAUGACUCAGGCUCCAUUGCAAACACAUCCUAUUUUAAGUUUGAAAGCCAUCGGAACGAAAUUACUGAUAUAACUGAAAAUAACCUUUAAAUAAGUAAAAAGUCUGUUGUCUUUUUAUUCUAAAAAAAUUUAAAAGUAUUACAACCAUGCAUAGAAAAUAUAAUAGUAAUAUAAUUCCAUUAUAAAAUGGCUUGUGACUGCUAGCAGAGAGUUCAGCAUCUUCCAUUAGGUUUUGUGAAUGCUACAAGUACAACUUUAUUUAGAUUUCUUGCAGUGAUAAUCCACAUUAGGUGAUUAAAACAUAUCUUGGAUUCAUUUUAAGAGUACAAGACAUUUUAGGUGAAUUAUAUUACAGUAGUGCUCAACAUAUUUAUAAGGUUAAAUAUGUUAAGAGUAAGGAGUGACGAAGAUUUUCGGAAUGUUAAAUUUAUGAAAAUUAAACUUGGUCACAUGUAUCCAAUUGAAGCAUUUACUAGUAAUUAUACUGAAAACACUGUGAGAUAAAAUAUUGUAUUAUGAAUUUACCUAUAGGAUUUGUUAGAAGUAGUUGCACAUAAAAUUGAAGUUGUUUUAGUUAUGUUUUUAUACAAUCAUAGUGUUGAAAAUUGAAUUUGAAAUAAUCGGAUAUCUAUUUUUAUAACAGUUUAAUAUGCAUUGGUCUAGGUAACGUUUUAGAGUAUAUAUCAAUGCUUUGGUAAACAUGUUAUUUUUUGGGACUAAAAUACUGUAACGUAUAUGAAAAAUUCUUUAUUUUAGUCAAGUCCUGAAAUUUCAAUCUUAAUAUUCUUUAUUUUUGCUCUUUAGGUUGGAAACAAAUUUCUAAAGAGCUGAUCACUAUCAGCUCUACAUAUUUAGGAUAUUGUAAAUAUGUAUAAAUACAGUACAAUAUUUACAUUGGCUAUACCAUUCUACAAUCAAACAUAAUUGAUUGAAAAACCAUCAAGCAUUUGUUAUUAAAAAUGUUAAAGACUAUUUUUGUUAAACACCAACUGCCAAAUUCUGUUUGUAUGUAGCCAACGCCUUUAGUAUACAACUACAAUUUAUUUAGUAUUAAUACACAGUAUGGUAAACGUUGUUAAAUCUGUUGUUAAAAAUUGUCAGUUGACUAAUAAUUAAUGUUAUAACGGAAUAUUAAAUAAACAUAUUCAGAAUAACCAUCAGAGUUAAGAGAUUACGGAAUGAAGGAAUUGAAAAGAAAAAUUAAUUUUUUAUACUGGACAAUACACUAAAUCUAUUUGGUACUUUUCCGUCCAUCAAGUUUUAGUGUUAACGAAACAAGACAAUACCAAAAUUCAAUCUGUCCGAAUCAAAUUGAUUUUUAUCUAGUCUGUUACAAACUUGUAUCUAAUUUUUGGAGAUAAUUUUUCUACUGAAGUUAGACAUAAAUCACACAAAACAAACUCAUUCUGAUAAAGGUAGGAAACAGAAAAAAUAUAUGUUUAAAAACUCAAUGAUGAUAUAUUCCACUAAAAAUUAUACUUGAACUACCAAUAUUCUUCCAAUUUGCUGGUCAUUGGGUGAAAAUGUUUGUUAAAAAUAGGGAAACUGAGUUUAAAAUCAGAAACCGAGCGUUUUAACGUUUUUUAAACAAACGUAAAAUAAUUUUACCUAACCACUUUUAAAGAAUAAAUUUUAAUAUUAUGUAUAAUGCAUCCCUAUAAUGUAAAAUGGGCUAGGCUAUUUUCAAUUGAAAUAUCACACUAGGCAUAUUUAACUGUCUUGUCUUUCAAUGGUAAAAUAAGUUUGAACUGUAUUUAAAAGCAAAUGUAUGGUUAGCAAUAAAAGAAAUAAAAAAUCAUAAUAGUACAAUCACUAUAAAUUUUCUUAAAUAAGAUGUAUAAGUGUGUGCAUGUGUGUUUCCUGCACAGGAUAAAAUAAAAUCCAUGAGGUAUGACAUAAAUGCAAAGACUCUUCAGCAUUUUUGUUCUCUUUGUAAAUAUCAUUGUUAUGACAGUAAAAGAACAGUAAUAUAACAGUGAAAGAAAAUUUGUCCUUUUGAAUAAUAGUUAAACCGUCAAAUCGGUUGAAAUUUAUAACUAAGUGGACUGUGACAAAAUAUAAACGUUUGAGAUCAUACAUGAACUUUAAAAAGUAAUUACACUUUAGAAAUAAACUAAUAAAAGUUUAUUCAAAGAAUACUAUGUGCUGUAUAAUAAUUCUUAGUAAAUAUUGUUUACAUAAGAACCUGGAUUAUUAUGUAGUUUAAAAUUGAAAACAUAAAGAAAGCAAUAAAUUAAGGGAAGAUAGAUAUGUAUUUGAUGUGCCUUGAAUGUGAUUUGAUGUGAGCAGGGUGGGGCUUAGGCAAUUUAGAGGUAAACAAUCGUAGGUAAACAAUAGUCAACUUUUGUAAAUAAAAAACAUUUAAAAUUUUAAAAAAUAGGUUUUAAAGUUAAAAGUUUUAAAUGAUUCCAUUUUAAUAUGCUCGAUACCUUUUAGGGCUAAAAAAAUUAUCUGGAGAAUAAUUUGAUUCAUAGUAGAUUCAAGCUUCCUUUUCCAAGGGGCAAUUUUGCAGCUUACAAAAAUACUAAUGAAAUCGUUGAUUGGAAGCAGAAAAUUAAAGGCUAAAAUAAAACACAAUACAACAUUGUUACAAUUAUUUUCUAAUUUGCCUGAGCCUCAAGUUGUGAUAUUGAGCUGUUAAGUAAUUCAUAAGUUCUUGUUGGAUUUGCCUGAUUAUGAUUGUUAUUGUUGUUUUUUAAAAUAUCUACAUGCUUAAAAGCAUUAUUUAUAACACGUUUUAAUGUUAAAUUUUUAAAAGAUACCAUCUGGAAAACGGAUACAGUGAAAUUUAUGAGGACAAUACUAAUAUUAGUAGAGAAUGUGACCUUAUGUAAUGUAUAGACACUAAAUUUUGCAAGGAUGAAAGAAAGUCUUCAGUAAUGUUAUUGCACAAAAUAUGUUAAAUUUGUUUAGAUAGUAUAUUGUAUAUUGUACAUUGUUCCUUAGCUUGUAGUUAGUCGUAAGAGAUGCUUAAGUGUUUGUGAGCAUCAAAUAUUGAAUUGGUUUCAGUAAUUGUGCUGAUAUAAUUGCCAAAGAAAAUUUGUUGCAAUAACGUCGUUGAUUGAUAUUAAAUCGGCUUACAAAGCGAGGCAGGUUUGUUACUUUUUGUUCUCUGAAUUCGGAGCUAUCACAUUGUUGAUAUUGAUUUGAAAAAAGGUAACUGAAUUUUAAAGGACUGUUGAGUAAAUUACAAAGCAAAAUCGUAUAAAAUACAAAUUUUGAUGAUUGUCGUUUUAACAUUCGUACUAACUUUUUAAAAGGCCAUCAAUUAAAAUAGAGAAUCAGGAAAAAAAGACAUAAAGAUUAGUAAAUUAAGGAAGAAACUAACUCAUCUAAGUAAAGAUUUCCUAGCAUUUACACAAAACGUUUAAAGCACAAUUUAUAUUUCAUCCCUCUAAAGGGACUUCUUCAGAAGCAUUAAUUUUUGUAUGGGGAGUUAAUUGUGUUCUACACUUUUUGGGUGUUAUCAACUGCCUUAAACUCUUUUCUUAGGUGAGAUAUUUGUUUCAUUACAUUUUCCAUAACCUUUGCAAUCAGUAAGACUAUAGGUUAUCUUAAUCACUAGGAUGGCUAGUCUGUUCUUUUGCAAGAGUGAGGAUAAGAUUUCACGUCAGUUUGUUAUGUUGCUUGGUCGGUGAUACUGUACAACAUUGAAACCUCAAAUGCUUAAAGGCCCAUCGACAUAAGUUGAAACAUGUUUUUUACAAAAAAUUAUUAUUUUAAUUUCUGCUUAGUGGUAAUUCCUAACCAGCAACUUAAAAUAUAAAAUAAUUCCAAUGUAGUGUGAAAAAGCCACUAUUAUGGCUGCCAAGCUAUUACGCAGAACAAAGGUAACCAGUGGUACUUGCCACAUAAGUAUUAAAAGCAGCUGAUCGAAACAAUUCUAUGAUCUUUAUUUCAACACUGUGACCAAUACUUCUGGCCAACAGAGCACAAUGGUAAAGUUCUUCCUAAAGUGCUUUUUCCAUUAAACCUCCACAUAAGGUUAUUUAAAUCGUAAUUCAGAAUAAUUUCUCGUAAACUCUAGGCAUAAUGAUUACUGAAAUCAAAUCAAUACCUCUACUAGUAGUUAGUUUUCUACAGAUGAAUGAGGCUUUAUUCGAUGUAUAUAUGUAAUAAGGCGCUGCAAAAUCCUGCAAUGUAAGUCGAGAACACCACCCAAAAAACAAACCACUCAUCGUCACUUUCUCCCGUUGUUAGGUGGCUUUUGUCUUUAGCGGACACUUCACUUGUAAAAUGCAAUGAUCUCAAGUCAAUGAAUAAACAUGUUAUAUUCCUAACGGAGUGCAGUACAUUUAGUCAAUGAUAAUAAUUGGCAUUAAUUGUUGCCAUCUCUGAGCUUAUAUGACCAAUUUAUUUUCUAGCAGUUAUUAGUUUUAUUUAUUUUUCAGUAACGGAUCUAAGCUAGUUACAUCACACUUAAAUUGACAAGAAAUUGUGUUUAACUUAUCAGUCUACCAAUUCAGCAUGUUUCAUCAGUUUAAUCUCCUUUUUUGUAGUUACUUUUUCCACCUAAAAUUAAUAUAUCUUACUUCACACAAUCUUUGCCCACUUUCACUUUAAAAGGCGAGAUCUGUCAAAUCACUCAAAUCCACAAUUUUCUACACACAACCCUACACCAAAUACCAUUGGUGCAAAAUACGUGGAAAUAAAUAACCUCGCUUAAUCCUGGUUAAUCCAGCGUAUGGAUAACUUAGUUCUAAGCUUUGAGCAGGAUCAGCACGUUGCCAAUAGCCACACACUAAUAAGGGUGCAUAUUAGCAUAGCUAGAGUUACUGUUAGUGGACUAUUUUGUGUCGUGGUUUUAUAUUUUUACACAGCUGUUACUAGAAACUCGUGUUAGGUUGGCGAGCCUGGGCUGGAUCUGGGUUAGAAGUUUUAUGGGAUGUAUACAAAAUUUUACAAUUUUUCUAGAUGGAAAAGUUAUAAAAUGUGGUUUACAUCGUUAUAUUUUUGGAGUGUAAAUAAUGUGUUUUAGUGUGAACUAAUACUUGUGAGACCAAAAAGAUUGAAAUUGUUCGCUUUAAUUUGAAAAAUUUUGUAUGAAUUACAUUGAUUGAAUAGUGUAUGCACAAAUUUACCAUAGAUUGACUGAGUUUUACGAACAUUUAAAAAAAUUAAAAUCUUUAUGGUUUAAGAACUAUUUUUCACUUAAAAAAAAUAACUAAAUGUAAUACAAAAAAUAAAUGUAUUGAAUUAGUAAUUUUGUAACAAACAUUAACAGCUGAGGUAACUUGGGCUAGAGCAUAGACAAAUAGAAUAGAUAUAGACCGUCAGCUGUGCUGCAGUUAGCAUAAGUUCUGGCGUCCACUGCUAGGUUUGCCAUGUAGUUACGGCGCACACCGCUGCAGCGUGCAGCGUCCCUGCUGGUCGCAUACGGCUCCUGCGCUCCUCACCUGCAGCGGUGUGCGCCGUAACUACACGGCACUCCUAGCGGAGGGCGCCGGAACCUUCCUUUGACAGUCUACAUGGCUAUAGUUACUUAGACCAGUAACUAUUAGUUAGAGGUUACUUACAAACCAUAUACAAUUAUUGUAAAUAAGUUUUAUUUGUGUGCACUCCAAAUCUGUUAAGCUGCGUUUGGACGAGGCCAUAGGCAGGCAGAUUACAGGGCAGGUUACCUGCAACAGUGUAUUUCAAGUUACCUGAGGCAGUUAACCUGCCUGCCAAUUGGCCUUGUGUAAACACAGCUUUACAGAUAGAACUAUGUUUAAACCAAGUUAUUUUUAACAUUGACAUAAAAAAAAUAAUAUUUUGAAAAAACCCCUUUAAUUUGGUCUUGCAAGUAUCCGUUCUGAUGUAAAAACCUUACUACCAUUGUAGUUCCUCAGAAGAUUUGGCUUGUAUUUUUACCACACACUGUUGACAUAUUAUUAGGCCAGUUUGUUAGAGAGCUAUCAAGAGUUUUAUAGUUUAUGAAAAUAAACUUUACGUUCAA